Molecule: messenger RNA, 3210 nt
Organism: Argentina anserina (silverweed cinquefoil)
Lineage: Eukaryota; Viridiplantae; Streptophyta; Magnoliopsida; Rosales; Rosaceae
Product: beta-galactosidase 3
Exons: 19
Coding region: 135-2696 (853 amino acids)
Biological process (GO): carbohydrate metabolic process
Cellular component (GO): cell wall; vacuole
Molecular function (GO): carbohydrate binding; beta-galactosidase activity
Source: RefSeq, a predicted model, not a curated record
UCCAAACAAGUAAUGGACUUUGUUGCUCUAGCUCCACAAAACUGAACUAGUUAGUUUGCACAUUUCAGUUUUGGUUCUGAGCUUUGAGUUGUGUUUUGGUUAGUAGAGAAGGGGGAGUGGAGAAGAAGGUGAAGAUGAAAAGCAACUCAAUUUACAAGCUUGGCUUGUUCUUGGGCUUGGUUUGGUUCUUGGGGUUUCAGCUGGCUCAGUGUACUGUGACUUAUGAUAGGAAGGCCAUUGUGAUUAAUGGGCAGAGGAGAAUUCUCAUUUCUGGUUCAAUACACUACCCCAGAAGCACUCCUGAGAUGUGGGAGGAUCUGAUACAGAAGGCAAAAGAUGGAGGUCUUGAUGUGGUGGAAACCUAUGUGUUCUGGAAUGGCCAUGAACCUUCUCCUGGCAAUUUCAAUUUUGAAGGGAGGUAUGAUCUGGUGAGAUUCCUGAAGACUGUACAGAAAGCAGGUCUCUAUGCACAUGUUCGCAUUGGGCCUUAUGUUUGUGCUGAGUGGAAUUUUGGGGGUUUUCCUGUUUGGCUGAAAUAUGUUCCAGGCAUCAGUUUCAGAACAGACAAUGAGCCUUUCAAGAGGGCAAUGCAAGGAUUUACCGAGAAGAUUGUGGGACUGAUGAAGAGUGAAAAAUUGUUCGAGUCCCAGGGAGGCCCCAUUAUUCUAUCACAGAUUGAGAACGAGUACGGAGCUCAAAGCAAGUUAUUUGGAGCUGCUGGACAUAAUUACAUGACCUGGGCAGCAGAGAUGGCUGUUGGGUUGGGAACUGGGGUCCCAUGGGUUAUGUGCAAGGAAGAAGAUGCUCCAGAUCCAGUGAUAAACACAUGUAAUGGAUUCUACUGUGAUUCUUUCUCUCCCAACAAACCAUACAAGCCUACCAUUUGGACAGAGGCCUGGAGUGGCUGGUUUACGGAGUUUGGAGGUCCAAUUCACCAACGGCCAGUUCAGGACUUAGCAUACGCUGUGGCCAGAUUUAUACAGAAAGGAGGAUCAUUUGUUAAUUAUUACAUGUACCAUGGGGGAACCAACUUUGGACGCACAGCAGGGGGACCUUUCAUCACUACCAGCUAUGACUAUGAUGCUCCCUUAGAUGAAUAUGGUUUAAUGAGGCAACCAAAAUAUGGGCAUCUGAAGGAGCUUCAUAAGGCUAUUAAGAUGUGUGAACGGGCUUUAGUUUCAGCUGAUCCUAUCAUUACUUCAUUGGGGGACUUUCAACAGGCUCAUGUCUAUACUUCAGAAUCAGGAGACUGUGCAGCAUUUCUUUCAAACCACAAUUCCAAGUCAGCUGCAAGAGUGAUGUUUAAUAACAUGCACUAUAACCUGCCUCCAUGGUCCAUCAGUAUCCUUCCUGAUUGCAGAAAUGUAGUAUUCAACACUGCAAAGGUUGGAGUUCAAACAUCACAAAUGCAAAUGUUGCCAACAAAUGUUCAGACUCUAUUGUGGGAAAUUUAUGAUGAAGAUCUUACAUCUCUGGACGACAGCUCAACAAUCACUGCUCCUGGUCUGUUGGAACAGAUAAAUGUUACAAGGGAUACUACUGAUUACCUUUGGUACAUAACUAGCGUUGACAUUGGUUCAUCUGAAUCCUUCCUACGUGGAGGGGAACUCCCCACUCUUAUUGUUCAGUCAACAUGUCAUGCUGUGCAUAUCUUCAUUAAUGGACAGCUUUCAGGUUCUGCUUUUGGAUCAAGGGAGGCUAGGAGAUUUACAUAUACUGGCAAAGUCAAUCUACGUGCAGGAACCAACAAAAUUGCACUGCUCAGUGUUGCUGUUGGAUUGCCAAAUGUGGGUGGACACUUUGAGGCAUAUAAUACAGGAAUCCUUGGCCCAGUUGCACUUCAUGGACUAAAUCAGGGAAAAUGGGACUUGUCUUGGCAGAAAUGGACCUACCAGGUUGGAUUGAAAGGAGAAGCCAUGAACCUUGUAUCUCCAAAUAGUUUUUCCACUGUUGGAUGGCUGCAAGCAUCAUUAGUUGCUCAAAAACAGCAGCCAUUGACUUGGCAUAAGAGUAUUUUCGAUGCACCUGAAGGAGAUGAACCUUUGGCUCUGGAUAUGGAGGGAAUGGGAAAAGGCCAGAUAUGGAUAAAUGGGCAGAGUAUUGGAAGAUACUGGACUGCAUUUGCUAAUGGUGAUUGCAACGGCUGCAGUUAUGCUGGAGGUUUCAGACCUACAAAGUGUCAAACAGGUUGUGGCAAACCCACACAACGAUACUAUCACGUGCCUCGGUCCUGGUUAAAGCCAACACAAAAUCUGUUGGUAAUUUUUGAGGAACUUGGAGGUGAUCCUUCAAGAAUUUCUGUUGUAAAGAGAUCUGUGAGCACUGUUUGCGCUGACGUUGCUGAAUACCAUCCAACCAUAAAGAACUGGCACAUCGAAAGCUAUGGAAAGGUACAAGACUUUCACAGCCCCAAGGUUCACUUGCGGUGUAAUGCAGGCCAGUCCAUCUCUUGCAUUAAAUUCGCUAGCUUUGGCACACCUUUUGGCACCUGUGGAACUUACCAGCAAGGAAGUUGCCAUGCUUCAACAUCAUAUGCUGUAAUAGAGAAGAAGUGCAUAGGGAAGCAGAGAUGUGCAGUCACCAUAUCCAACAGUAACUUCGGAGAUCCAUGCCCGAAGGUGUUGAAGCGCCUCUCAGUUGAAGCAGUUUGUGCUCCCACAACUUCGACAACUGUGCAACCCAAUUGGAGGGGUUAGACAAUAGUGACUAUGAUAACUGUUGCACCUAAUGACUUAAUUACAUACCACAGCAAGCAAGUGUACCAAGCAGAGAAGAAGAAUAAGAGGUAAAUUACAGCGAAAUAGCGUUUUAGUUAGGUGAAGUGUCAGCAGUGUUUUCUUCUGAUGAUGAGUAGUAGCUGGUGUUUGAAGCCAAAGGCAAGUAGUUUGUAAUUUAUGUGAGCUAAAUGGACUUGUGCACAAUAGUUAUUGUCGAGUAGGUCAGCUGUAGGUUCCUGGGAUCCUACAAUUUGGGUGCCCUGGGGCUCCGGCGCUCUGUUCCCUGGCCUUUUAACCGGGGAUAUGGGCAGUUGGGCAGUGCAAAAACUGUGUUUCUGUUGAUUGAUUGUAUUGUUCGUGUGAUGUUGGGGAACAAGAAUGACCCCAAUUAGGUACUCAGGUUCAUGUUAGGAACGGAUCCUAGUAUGAUCAUUUGUUUACUGUGCAGUUAUUGAAGAAAAAAAAUGGAGUUCAUUUACAGUGCUUCCCUUCA